AUGGCGGCUUUGAAGAAGGUCUAUGAGGCAUAUCAAACAUCCCCAGACGAUGAACGUCUCCCCCUCGCGUUAGAGCGCCUCGCGUCUAUUCGGGGCGGAAAGGAGAAAAACGCACGCCUUCAAAAGGUGCUGCAUUGCAAUGCCCUCUGCAUCGUUUUAUGCACGCGUCUCCUCAAGUUGGGUCAGCAUUUUCGUCGUCGUCGGGAGUUCUCGGUCACUUGGCUCGCCAAGUCCAUGGACGUCUGCAUGGGGUUGUAUGUGACUUGGAUAGAGUCGCGCUGCAAGACUCUAGCAAAACUCGCGUCUCAGAACGCUUUCCCAGAUUCCGCCACGGUAGAGAAGCUGCUUGAUAGAGCGGAGAACGAUGAUGAAGCUGCGAAGAAGAAGUUGAAAGAGUUGCGCAUGUCGAUCGAGAACUGUAAAUCGGAUGAAGAAGGAGAUCUUGCCAUAUGGGCAGAGGUGAUCGGCCCGUUAGACAAACACACAGCGGUUUUUCAGCAAGCCGCCAAGGAUUCCCUCCAGGAGAUGGUCCCAGCCUAUGUCGGGCCGUUGAGCACUUAUCGACAGCACUCCGUCGCGACCCUCAAAAAGGCCUGGUUAUCGUCGGGCAAAGGCACGCAAGGCGGCGACAAUCAUAUCUUCCAGCACCUCGACCGCGUCAUCGCACGCGUCAUGCUUCACCUCACGCCAGAUGAGGAUGAAGUGCAGGCCCCUGAACCGUUGCUAGGAGGCUUCAUGCUCGACUACGCUUGGUCGUAUAUGUCGAGGAUCCAGGAAGGCGUCGCUGAGAUCUGUCGCUGGUUCGAACCUCUGCUCGAUUACUGGCGAAUCUUGCACGCCAAGAAUCACGUCAUGGACGACUGGACGACCGUCAUGUUCGCCAACAUCCAGGCGGACCCGCGCUUCAAAGUCAAAGGAGUCGAUGUCUUGGUCGCGGACACCAUCUGGAUGUACAGGGAUUCAUUGGUCUUGCGCUUGCAUAAUGCGAUGAUGACGCAGAAGCGAAAGCAGUUCGCCCGUCCGAGCGACAAGGAUGGAUUGAAGGCAGGAUUCGAUUCAUUGUCGCCUAACGAGCAGACCGCAAGCGAGGCGCUGACGAUGUUGAUCACGAAAAAGCGAGCCCUGUCGGCUUCUGGUACGGAGGUCACCAAAAAUCUAUCCAACGAAUCGCAAGUGGUCGCAGGAACGAUGGCCCUCCAUUGCACCUCGUGGGACUGGCUCUCUCCCGCGCUCAGGAAUGUCAACAGAGACAUCGCGCCCUGCGUGCAGGCCAUCGCAUACGAGAGCUCGUACAUACUGAAGUACCGACCGGCCCUGUUGAAAGAUCAGUGGAUCGGGGCCCUGCGCUGCAUGCUGGAGAAUGAUUUCACUGAACGAGUGAUGUCAUUCCAGACCAUCGAUGAGAAUGGAAAGCUCCGCUCCAUGAAGCGAUGGUUGUGGUGGGAUCGACUCCCUCUUAGUUCCAAGCAGCAGGACCCAGCGACCGUCGUCGGCAAGAUCAAGGACAGUUCUGUGAUAAGGCAGCAGCAGCAGCAACAGCGUCUUACCCUCGAGAACGCCGACCGCGAUGCCCUGACCAAAGCCAUCAACACUAUCGCCGGUCUGAACUGUGCGAAGGUGUUGGGCGAUGGUCCCACUCUGAUGUCGACAGACGUCCUUACGCCUCUGCAGGCACUUGUCGAAGGUCUGCAGUUGAACAGCGCACGACGUAGAAUGCGCAUUCUCAGCGGGGACAACGAAAAACACUUCAACGCUGAAACUGACAUCGACGACCUCAAGAUCGUUUUCCCAGCUGCGGAAGCGGAUGAACACACGACGUAUCCCGCGGCUGACGACGACGACACCGACAAGGAGGAACAACCCUUGCAUGUCGAACGUGAUGGCAGCCACAUCGAUGCUCAGAAAGAGUCUUCUGUCCCGGCGACAGAUGAAGGUCCUGCUCGCGAGAACUCCCCGCCAGCUACGCCAGCUGUUCCACGCACCAUCCCCAAACCACGCCCCAAACCACGCAGGCAACGUCAGCCAUCGCCUGUCCCAAUGCUUAUUGCCUUGCCUGCAACCGACGACGACGUUGAUCAAUCGUCCUCUACAGGACACAGAGCAUCGAGCGUUGUCCCAGUGCCUCCAGAACCUCAACGCCUCGACGUCGUCACACUCUCUUCCGCGCUCGCCACCGUUGCGUCCGCGACGACCGCGCAAGUUGCCCUCGAAACCAUCGCAUCCACGACCGUUGAACAACCUGUUGACGCUGUUCAACCUACCGCCGAGCUCGCAACGGUUGUACCCGCGGACGAUCAGACCGACAUCUCUGAAUGCUUCCCUGGGUCGCUGCCACCGCUCACUCAGUCCUCACCUCCAGGCACCCCUUUAGACGGCUUUGCCACCUCAGAUGUCAGCUGGUUCAAGAACGGUCGUGAAUCUGAAGAAGACGACACCAAUGCUGAUAUCGCAGAGGCGCGUGAUCCGCUCGAUGAAUCAUACCAUCCCACGCAAGGUUUGACACAGCCGAUCGACGCCGCAGACACCCAGGUUCGCAGAAGUGCUCGCCGCCACCCUUCUCCCGCUCAUGCACCCGCUGCUACCAAACGUUCGCGUGCAGCUACUGGCUCUUCAGUCGCGUCGACGUCCUCGUCGAAUGGCAAACAGAAGAAGAAGAAGGCACGUUUCACCACGCCAAACAUGCCCGAUGACGAUGAAGACGAGCUCAUCGUCCUGCCGAACGUUUAG
Suillus paluster is the source of this 2727-nucleotide messenger RNA. RefSeq lists its product as uncharacterized. Lineage: Eukaryota; Fungi; Basidiomycota; Agaricomycetes; Boletales; Suillaceae. The record is from RefSeq and is a predicted model, not a curated record. The transcript has 13 exons. Bases 1 to 2727 code for a protein of 908 amino acids.